Molecule: messenger RNA, 3019 nt
Organism: Arachis duranensis
Lineage: Eukaryota; Viridiplantae; Streptophyta; Magnoliopsida; Fabales; Fabaceae
Product: phosphate transporter PHO1 homolog 1-like
Exons: 14
Coding region: 300-2807 (835 amino acids)
Biological process (GO): cellular response to phosphate starvation; phosphate ion transport
Cellular component (GO): plasma membrane; trans-Golgi network; Golgi apparatus
Molecular function (GO): inositol hexakisphosphate binding
Source: RefSeq, a predicted model, not a curated record
CCCCACUUCCAAAAUCCACCUUUAAAUUCCACACCCAUUUGCAAAAUCUUCCUCCACAAGAACAUGUUGGAUUGUUGGCCGUGAAGUGAUCAUAAUCCGGCAGCCGGGUUCGAUCACUUUCCGGCGGAAAAGACAAACCGCCACUAAUUAAGUAGUAGUAGUAGUAGUAGUAGGCUUUAUAUAUGUAGUGGAGAAAAGCAUAGGAUCUAAGUAUAUUAUAGAAUGUGCUUCAAAAGCAUAAGUUCUAGCAUAUCAAUCAGAUUCAUAUUCCUUGUCCAACAUCUUCAUCACAAUAUAUAAUGUCAUCUUGGUGUUCCAUUGAUUACUCACCAAGAAGCAACAACAACAACAAUACAGAUUGUUGUUCCUUUGAGUUCAUAGAAGAAGAACAACAACAAAGAAGAAGAGAAGAGAAGAUGGUGAAAUUCUCUAAGCAAUUUGAAGGCCAACUCAUACCUGAAUGGAAAGAAGCCUUUGUUGAUUAUUGGCAACUCAAGAAGGAACUCAAAAGAAUCAACCUUCUUAAUAACACUACCAAUACCAAUAACAAUUCACCACCUAAGAACAUGUCCUUCUUUUCAUCACUAAGAAAUUUCUCUUUGUUUUCCCAUCAACAUAGAGAGCAUGGACCAAUUCAAGUUCAUAAGAAACUUGCUUCAUCAACUUGUAAAGGGGACAUGUAUGAGACAGAGUUGCUAGAACAAUUUGCUGACACUGAUGCUACCAAAGAGUUCUUUGCAUGCCUUGAUCAACAACUCAACAAGGUUAACAAGUUUUAUAGGACAAAGGAGAAAGAGUUUCUUGAAAGAGGAGAUUCAUUGAAGAAGCAAAUGGAUAUACUUGUUGAGCUCAAAUUUGCAUUCAUGGAGAAGAAACAAGGUAGAUGCAACUCUUCACAAGAAUCCAAGGAGGACCAAUCUAUCUCUUGCACAUUCUCUAGUGAGGAAGACUCUGUUCGGAGCAGAGAACAACAUGAAGAAAUGCAAGACAAUUGCAACAAUGAGGACAUGGAAAAAAAUGAGGUUUCAUUUCCAGAUUCUCCUCAAUCAAAUGAAGCAGCUGAAAAACCGUCGCGGAUGAAAGGAGGAGGAGGAGAAGAUACGCCUUCCGGCCGCCUCGGAAGCUUCCGAGGGAAGAAUGUAAGGAUUAACAUUCCUCUAACAACGCCGGCUCGGACCUUCUCGGCGAUCAGUUACCUUGUCAAGGAAGAUUUGUUAAACCAAUCUUCAAGAAAAUGUAGCCAAGAAGGUGGUGCUAAUAAUAAUAAUAAUAAGCUUCAUCUUAACAAAACAAAGUUGCACCAUGCUGAAAAGAUGAUCAAAAGAGGCUUCAUUGAACUCCAUAAGGGAUUAGGUUAUCUCAAAGUUUAUAGGAACUUGAACAUGCUUGCAUUUAUGAAGAUUUUGAAAAAAUUUGACAAGGUUACUGAGAAGCAAAUUCUUCCAAUAUAUCUCAAAGUUGUUGAAAGCUCAUAUUUCAACAGUUCAGACAAGGUUGUGAAAUUCAUGGAUGAAGUUGAGGAACUAUUUGUUAAAAACUUUGCCAAAGAUGAUAGGAGAAAAGCCAUGAAAUACCUUAGACCAAGUCAGAGAAAAGAAUCUCAUGCUGUAACUUUCUUCAUUGGACUAUUCACUGGAUGCUUUGUGGCACUAUUUGCUGGAUAUGUGAUUAUGGCUCAUGUUUCUGGACUUUACAAAGUUGGACAACAAAAUUCAGUUUAUAUGGAAACUGUUUACCCUGUCCUUAGCAUGUUCAGCCUCAUGUUUCUGCAUUUCUUCCUUUAUGGAUGCAACAUUUUUGCAUGGAGAAAGACUCGUAUAAACUAUGGCUUCAUCUUCGAGCUCGCACCGACGAAGGAACUCAAAUACAGAGAUGUCUUCUUGAUCUGUUCAAUGGCCAUGGCUUCUGUGGUUGGUGUCAUGUUCCUUCAUUUGACUCUCCUCACUAAAGGCUAUUCUUAUUCCCAAGUUCAAGCCAUUCCUGGCCUUCUUUUUCUGGCCUUCUUACUAAUACUUGUGUGCCCCUUCAACAUUAUAUACCGGUCAAGCCGUUACCGUUUCCUUUGUGUCAUAAGGAACAUAAUUUUGUCACCUCUUUACAAGGUUGUCAUGUUGGACUUUUUUAUGGCUGAUCAACUUUGCAGUCAGGUGCCAAUGCUAAGGAAUCUUGAGUAUGUAGCAUGUUACUAUAUAACUGGGAGCUACAAAACACAAGACUAUGGUUAUUGCAUGAGAACAACUCACUACAGAGAUCUUGCUUAUGCAGUUUCAUUUCUACCCUAUUAUUGGAGAGCAAUGCAAUGUGCGAGGCGAUGGUUCGACGAAGGCGACACCGGACACCUUCUAAACCUAGGAAAGUAUGUUUCAGCAAUGUUGGCAGCAGGCACCAAGGUUGCAUAUGAGAAAGAUGGGAGUGUUGGAUGGCUAUGUCUUGUUGUGAUCAUGUCAAGUGCAGCAACUAUGUACCAAUUGUAUUGGGACUUUGUUAAGGAUUGGGGUUUGCUUCAACUGAAUUCUAAGAACCCUUGGCUAAGGAAUGAAUUAAUGCUUUCAAGGAAAUCCAUUUACUACAUAUCCAUGGGAUUAAAUUUUACUCUGAGGCUUGCAUGGUUGCAAACAGUUCUUCAUUCAAGCUUUGAACAUGUUGAUUACAGAGUAACAAGCAUAUUUUUAGCAGCACUUGAAGUUAUUAGAAGAGGAAUGUGGAAUUUCUACAGAUUGGAGAAUGAGCAUCUAAAUAAUGCUGGCAAGUUUAGAGCAGUGAAAAUAAUACCACUUCCUUUUCAUGAAGUGGAUGAGGAAGACUAGUACUACUAAUAAUGCAUGCCAAUUGGCAUAUUUUGGAUUGAUGUAUUAUUAUUAUUGUAGGGUUAUGCUAGCAUAAGAGAAAUAAUUAAUAAUAAUUUUCAGUGGUGCAUAUUAGUUAUCCUCAUUCAAGUUGAUAUAUGAUUUGAUCAACUUGAUCAGAAUUUUUUUUUUAAUGUGGAUUGUAGGGACAUCAUCAUCAUCAUCAUCAUCAA